Molecule: messenger RNA, 2034 nt
Organism: Geodia barretti
Lineage: Eukaryota; Metazoa; Porifera; Demospongiae; Tetractinellida; Geodiidae
Source: the annotation of a GenBank genome assembly
AGUCCUAUUCUCUUACCGGGUUACCCCUCAGACUACCACUGGUAUCUCUCCGGCUGAGCUACUCUUAGGGAGAUUACCUCGCACUAGGCUUGAUCUCCUCAAACCACAUCUCGCAGAAAGGGUGGAAAGAAAACAGUUAGACCAGAAAGCUCGCCAUGACCAGAAAGCGAGGUCACGUACAUUUAGGGUCGGCGAUAAGGUACAUGUCUAAAAUUUAAGUUCAGGUGACCGGUGGUUACCAGGGAAGAUAGUGAGUUUGUCUGGACCAGUUUCGUUUGUUGUGGAACUGGUGGAUGGCAGACGUAGGAGAUGUCAUCAGGACCACCUGAGAACCAGAGUAGUAGAAGACGGAGGUCCCGAGAUGUCUUCGAUGUCUCCAGACGAGACUCUUCCUGUAAGUUCCUCUGCCACACCCGGGGCUACUGAGAACACUCCUGUUACUGCAGUGGGAAAUUCUCAACCUCCACCGGUUGAUUCGAACAUUUCGAUCGAUCCGCCUCGACCAUCGAACAAUUCGAACGAUUCGUCGAAUGCGACCGAUUCAUCCUUCGCGUCGACAUCACCUCCGGAGGCAGCCGAUUCUGCCCCGAACCGUUACCCCCUGCCGUCACAGGAAACCUACUGAAAGGUUCGAACCUGGAACGGCUUAAUAACUAGAUUUUGUGUAUGCACAUUUUUUACAUUCGGUGUGUAUUGUUUAUAACUCGCACUUAAUCUGUAUUGUUUUGGUUUGUGUAUGUCAUUCAUUGUGUAUGUGUUCCUUGUUGUACUCACUAAGGAGGGAGGAAUGUAGUAGACUCCUUGUUAUGUCAUUGUUAUGUCAUGUAUCAUUUCCGGUUCCUGUCUGUAACGUAUAUAAGUGCAUGAAAUCGUAUGAUGUGUGUCGAACCCAUUACCGUGAAGUUACGACAAAGGUUGACCUCUCCACUGCUGCAGGAGGAGCAACUGCAGUCUAGUGAAGCUCUGGUGGCUGACUUCCAACAUUGUCUACAGAUCAAAGACUCAGAAUUUGAGACUCUCAAGAGGAAGACCUCAUCAAAGGCAGAUGGAGCUGACUCUGCAACACCAACAGUUAUGCCACAAUCCACCCCAUCCCCAAUGAGAUCAAGAAAGCUCACUGUGCAGUGUCGUACAAAGGAGACAGCCCCACAGCGGAUGCUAAGAGGAUCUGCAACAUCCGACGGUCGAUUUGCUUACUUCACACCUCACGAAUCUCGCUCAAUGUACAGAUACGAAUGGAGGACAGGAAAAUGGGAUGAGGUCGUAUCCAGUUGUCCCGCACAUGACUCUGGCAUAGUGUUCGGUGACAAUGAACUGAUUUCUGUGGGAGGUGGGGCAUUAUUUCCAACUAGCAAGGUCCUGUCGCUGAAAGGGAAGGGAUGGGAGGACAAAUACCCUCCAAUGAACACGGCCCGUUACUCUCCCGCUGUAGUCGCCACGCCUGAAGGCAAUUACAUGUACAUCUUUGUCAUUGGGGGCUACACUGGAAAUGGACGCUCGACUACCGCAGUUGAACUGUUGCAAGUAAAGACUAGGAAAUGGUACCGACUGGUAAAUUUGCCGCAACCUCUCACUGCACCGUCAGCUGUGGUGUGCGGUGAUACCCUGCAUGUGAUAGGGUACGAAGCUCAAGGCUACUCGUGCUCUCUGCGAGCUCUGCCGCCCAGUGAUCAACCGAUUCCACCACAGCUCAUAUCCUGGACACCUCUCCCUCCCCUACCAGUGACCCACUCGACGGCUGGCACUCUCGGUGGACAGCUUCUUCUUGUUGGUGGGAGGAAGGCCAGCUCGCCAACCAACUCCAUUCACCAGCUGGUGGAUGGAGAGUGGGUGGAGAUUGCCUCCAUGAUUGGCGAGAGAGAGAAGUGUUUGGUCGUUAAUAUCUCACCGUUCAAGAUGCUCAUAGUUAGUGGAGUAAAAGCCUGGAAUAAUGUUGAAGAAUGUGUCGUAACGAUGUAAAUAAUACUGUUGUAAGUGAUUGUCACCAGUAUCAUCUCGCGUGCUGUUGUGGGUGCUUUUAUGAUACUUAUGAUC